UUUGUCUGUUUCAGAAAUAAACACCAAACCACACAGACAGAAUGUGUUUGCCUGCAUUAAACUGAUUGGUUUGGGUUUUAUUUCCUAAUAUUGAUCACUAACCAUUGAUGCUGAUUCCUGUUCUGAAGGAGAGUGUGGAGCCAGAAAGUGUGUCCUCUGCAGGAGGGGAGCUCCAGCCCUAGAGAAAGAAGCAGGGAAGGAGUUGUGCUCAGCUCAGAUCCUGGUUUGCUGAGCUGAAAGGCUCCACUGGCUCAGCUGUGUGUUUAUUACACCUAAUGCUGAGGCCUGGCUCCAGAACAUUUUCUGGAAAGCUGAGGAGUUGAGUACACCUAAAACCCCAGCUGGAGGCAGUGCCUUCCCUGCAGGGCUGUCCAUGCUGGAAUUGCCCGAGCCCCUGCUGAAGCCCGGGAUGGCCUCGAGGUGAGGGCGGCCGAGGAUGACCCUGACUGAAAAGCUGCGCGAGAGGAUUUCGCGGGCGUUCUACAGCCACGGGCUGCUCUGUGCUUCCUACCCCAUCCCCAUCAUCCUCUUCACUGCUCUCUGCAUCCUGGCCUGCUGCUACCCGCUGCUGAAGCUGCCUCUGCCGGGGACGGGCCCCGUGGAGUUCAGCACCCCGCUGAAGGACUACGCUCCCCCCGGGCCGGGCGCGGGGCCGCAGCACGGGGAGCCCGGCGAGCGCCCCGACUGGUACGUCGGUGCUCCCGUGGCCUACAUCCAGCAGAUCCUGGUGAAAGCCACCGUGUCCCCGUGGCAGAAGAACUUCCUGGCUGUGGAUGUGUUCAGGUCACCGCUGUCCCGAGUCUUCCAGCUGGUGGAGGAGAUCAGGAACCACGCCCUGAGGGACAGCUCGGGGGUGAGGAGCCUGGAGGAGCUUUGUCUGCAGGUGACAGACCUGCUGCCCGGCCUCAGGAAGCUGAGGAAUCUGCUCCCGGAGCACGGCUGCCUGCUGCUGUCCCCGGGCAACUUCUGGCAGAACGACCGCGAGCGCUUCAAUGCCGACCCAGAUAUCAUCAAAACCAUCCACCAGCAUGAACCAAAGACCCUGCAGACGUCAGCCACGCUCAAAGACCUGCUGUUCGGGCUGCCUGGCAGGUACAGCGGUGUCCACCUGUACAACCGGCGGCGCGUGGUGUCCUACACCGUCACCCUGGGGCUGCAGCGCUACGACUCCAGGUUCCUGAGCAGCCUCCGCUCCCGCCUGAAGCUGCUGCACCCCAGCCCCAACUGCAGCCUGCGGGAGGAGAACGUGGUCCACGUGCACUUCAAGGAGGAGAUCGGCAUCGCCGAGCUCAUCCCGCUCGUCACCACCUACAUCAUCCUCUUCGCCUACAUCUACUUCUCCACACGCAAGAUCGACAUGGUGAAGUCCAAGUGGGGCCUGGCGCUGGCGGCGGUGGUGACGGUGCUCAGCUCCCUGCUCAUGUCCGUGGGGCUCUGCACCCUGUUCGGCCUCACCCCCACGCUCAACGGCGGAGAGAUAUUCCCGUACCUGGUGGUGGUGAUCGGCCUGGAGAACGUGCUGGUCCUCACCAAGUCCGUUGUGUCCACACCCGUGGACCUGGAGGUGAAGCUGCGCAUCGCCCAGGGCCUGAGCAACGAGAGCUGGUCCAUCAUGAAGAACAUGGCAACAGAGCUGGGGAUCAUCCUCAUCGGGUACUUCACCCUGGUCCCGGCCAUCCAGGAGUUCUGCCUCUUCGCCGUGGUGGGGCUGGUGUCAGACUUCUUCCUGCAGAUGUUGUUCUUCACCACGGUGCUGUCCAUCGACAUCCGCCGCAUGGAGCUGGCCGACCUGAACAAGCGGCUGCCCCCGGAGUCGUGCCUGGCGCCGGCCAAGGCUGCGUGCCGCGCACGGCCGCACACCCUGCACACCCCAGCAGUGCAGCACAGCCCUCACAGCCAGCACACCCUGCACAGCCAGCACACCCUGCACAGCCAGCACACCCCACACACCCCACACACACCACACACCAUCACCCUGCAGCCGUCCUCGCUGCGCAACCUGCGCCUGCCCAAGCGCCUGCGCGUCAUCUACUUCUUCGCUCGCACACGCCUGGCCCAGCGCCUCAUCAUGGCCGGGACAGUGAUCUGGAUCGGAAUCCUGGUCUACACCGAUCCUGCUGGGCUCCGCACCUACCUCACGUCCCAGGUCACCGAGCAGAGUCCCCUGGGGGACGCGGGCCUGCCUCCCAUGCCCGUUCCUGGGGGGGUCCUGCCUGCCGGGGACCCCAAGGUGGACCUGUCGGUGUUCCCGUCGGAGCCGAUGCAGCUGCCGGAGAACCGCACGCAGCAGCGGGAGCAGCAGCCGGGGCUGGAGCCCAACCAGCACUCCUGGGCCCAGGGAGCCGAGGGCAGGGGGAACGGGCAGCUGGAGCUGGGAACGGAAGCAGAGGUGACCUGGGGAGCAGAGGAUGAGGAGAUCUGGAGGAAGCUUUCCUUCAGGCACUGGCCAGCCCUCUUCAGCUACUACAACAUCACCCUGGCCAAGAGGUACAUCAGCAUCCUGCCCGCCAUCCCCGUCACGCUGUACCUGAACCCUCAGGAGGCCCUGGAGAUGCGGCACCCGCAGGAGGCGUCGCGCUACCAGCCCUUCCUGGCGGGCAGGCCGGACACGGCAGCGCAGCCGGAGCCCCGCGGCCACCAGGACCUCACCCUGUACAAGUAA
Molecule: messenger RNA, 2662 nt
Organism: Cyanistes caeruleus (blue tit)
Lineage: Eukaryota; Metazoa; Chordata; Aves; Passeriformes; Paridae
Source: RefSeq, a predicted model, not a curated record